Messenger RNA from Myxocyprinus asiaticus (Chinese sucker), 5454 nucleotides. Its product is annotated as discoidin, CUB and LCCL domain-containing protein 1-like. The coding region runs from base 97 to 2253 and encodes 718 amino acids. Lineage: Eukaryota; Metazoa; Chordata; Actinopteri; Cypriniformes; Catostomidae. The transcript is spliced from 15 exons. The record is from RefSeq and is a predicted model, not a curated record.
ACACACGUACACGAGUAUUCUCCCGGUAAACAUGCUCCCGUGAAGCUUCUCCAAUGUGCCUUCGCGUUUUUCUCUCUUAUUUCAAAGAGGUUUUACAUGGAGAUGUCUGGACUUAUUUUACUGCAUGGACUGAUUCUCGCUUGUUUAACAGUUCACCCGCUUGUGCUCGCCGAGAAACCGGAUGAUGGUUGUGGUCAUUAUGUCCUGGGUCAAGAGAGUGGUGUCCUGUCCUCCAAGAACUACCCAGGAACAUACCCCAACAACUCGUGGUGUGAAUGGCGAAUCCGUGUACCCAUCGGCCACACGGUCAUCCUCAAGUUUGGAGACCUGAACAUGGAGAAAAAGGACUGUGAGACGGACUAUUUGAAGGUUCUGAUAGGAUCCUAUGGAGUGGAAAAUGUAUUCUGGGAGUACUGCGGUGGUCCAAUGCCCAAACCUACUCAGAUACACACAGAUUCCAGUGAACUGACUGUUCACUUCCGUAGCAGCCAGCACAUCUCUGGUAGAGGAUUCCUGCUGUCAUACUCCACCGAAAACCACAAAGAGCUGCUGACAUGUCUAGACAGAGGCAGUCAUUUCCCUGCUUCAAAGUACAGGAAGUACUGUCCAGCUGGAUGUGCGGUGGUGACGGGAGAUGUGUCUGGGGACAUUUCUCUGGGCUACAGACAUACAUCAGUUCUGUGUAAAGCAGCGGUGCAUGCAGGAGUCAUCAUGGACCAGUUUGGUGGACCAAUCACAGUGGAGGAAAGCAGAGGGAUCAGUCAUUACCCAUCCAUCAGAGCCAACGGCAUCCAGUCUAAAGAUGGCUCCUUGUCUGAAACCCUCUUUACGUUUGUAACAAACGACUGUAGUAAACAGACUGUUCUUCAGCCAGUGGGCACCACUACAAGCUCGUCAUGGCACAAUAUCAGCUCUGAUGGUUCUGAAGUCGACUGGUUUCCUAACAGCACCCAACCAGCCAUCUCUGAGGACCCCUGGGCUGCUGGGGUUAAUAACCGUCCACAAUGGCUUCAUAUUGACCUUGGAGAGAAGAAAAGGAUCACAGGUAUAGUGACCUCAGGCUUAACUACUGGGGGCUUUGAAUAUUUUGUGAAAAGCUACAAGGUUGAGUAUAAAGAGAGGAAUCGCUGGCAGACAUUUGUCCAGUACAACAGCUCUGAAGAUGUGAUUUUUGAAGGAAAUACAGACAGCUUUCACCAAACACGCAACACCUUCCAUCCCUCCAUUGUAGCACGAAGUCUUCGUGUCGUACCUCAACAAUGGCACAGAAUAAUUGCCAUAAGAGUGCAGCUAUUGGGCUGCCCUUACGUUAAACCCAUGGCAGUGAAUACAUCUUUUCAGGUGACGCAAGAGGCACUGCCUACACCGACCAUUCACAAUGAUAUGACGAAGGCAGUGGCCUCUCAGGCUGACCUCGUUAAUCUGUUGUUAAUAAUUGUGCCCACUGUUUUGCUUGGGGUUUUGCUUCUCAUUGGAAUCUGUGUGGUUAAAAUACUGUACAAUAAGAAGACAAAGGGGAACACGUACGGCUCUGCAGAUAAGAAUCACACAGGCUGUUGGAGACAGAUAAAGCAGCCCUUUGCCAGACACCAGUCCACAGAGUUCACCAUUAAAUACACCUCUGAGAAAGACCCCAUCCACAAGCUGGACCUGGUAACCAGCGUCAUGGCAGCCGAGUACCAGCAGCCACUUAUGCUCGGUACGGACACUGUGUCUAGAAAAGGCUCGACGUUUAGGCCAAUGGACACUGAUGCCAAAGACAAGGACAAUGAGGCUACCUCUCACUACGACCAUCUGCAGACAGGGAUUCAGUACGCCUUGCCACUGACCAAUCAGGAGCCAGAGUACGCCACGCCCAUCAUAGAGCGCCACGCCUUCCACAAAGAUCCCUUCCAUCCAGAUCCCAGCUACAGCGUUCCAGGGGUGGUACUAAACAAAAGCCCGUCUUUUCGAGUGGUGGAAGGCAGUAAUUCUAGGAAAGUUGUGGGAGGGCUGGCUGGGGGCUACCAGAUGCCCCAGGUCAAAAGAGACAGAGGGAAUCACAAAGAGGACAUCUAUGACAGCCCUAAAAUCCGGAAGCUUGUCAUGCAGAACGGGAGUUGUUCAGAGUACCAGAGACCCCAGAUAAAAGCCCCAGUGCAGGAGUGCUAUUCGAUUCCAAGAGAUUGCAUCAGAUUGCCACUCUCUGGACCCAGACCGGACCCAGAGGGCAGUAGAUCAGACCCAGAGGGAAGCAGCUCAGACGGAACCUGAGCAGAACCAUACUGUGAUUUGCCUGAUUGACCUGAUUGAACAAAUUCACCUCCAGACUCCUCUGUUAAUUUAUUUGUGUGUUUAGGGAGAUUACAUUGUUUUGUACCUUUUGCAGUAAAGGCAGUAUGGGAUGUUUUUAAAGGAAUGUUCCAGUUUCAAUACAAGUUAAGCUCAAUUGACAGCAUUUGUGGCAUAAUUUUGACUACCACAAAAAAAAUUAAAAAGAAAUACAAAUAUUUUUUUAUAAAAAAAAUUUUUAUAAAAAAAAAAAAAAAAAGAAAAAAAAAGAAACUUGCAGUUACAAUAAGGCACUUACAGUGGAAGUGAAUGGGGCCAGUCCGUAAACAUUACAAUACACACUGUUUCAAAAGGAUAGCCACAAGACGGUGGGAAUUUUUUUAUUUAUGGAAUGGACCCAUUCACUUCCAUUUUAAAUUGCCUUACUAUGACCAUAUUUUUUUGCUUCUCCAUUUAAAAAAAAAACAAAAAACAAAUUGUAAUCAACAAUAUCCUGUCGAUUAACUUGUAUUGAACCUGGAACUUUCCUUUAAGCAUUACUUUCUCUGCACAAAAUAACAGAUGCUGUCAGUUUAUGUAUUUAACUGUUUUGUAUAUACUGUACGAUGAAAUAUCUGAAAGAACCUUUGAUUUUCUUUUAAACUUUUUCUUAUGUUCAUUUUGAGGGAGUGUUUUUAUAAUUUCAUUCUCUACUCUGAGACAAACUGUGAAUGUGAGCUAGAUUUUCCUGUAUUUUACAAUGAGACCACCAUCUCCAUGUUCUCAGAUUCUCUGAAUGUCCAGAAGAAUCAAUAGAUUGAGAUCCACAGGCAGACAAUGAGAAUGUCCUCCAGAAGCAUUUAUGAAGCAGAUAUCCCUCUCCCCUGGUGCAUGUUGGGAGAUGUUUGGACCUUCGUGGAUGGAGGAACUCAACUGUGCAGUUACAUUUCUGUGCCUCUUCUAAAAGGUGUUGUAGGCCAUGUCCUCAGUAAUACGUUUUAGUUUGAAAAAGCUGUAGUUUCAAGUUUACGCCACUCGUUUUAAAAAAAAAAAAUUCAUAAUUUUUGUUUGAGAACACAUUGAUUUUGCUACGUUUACACCUGUCAUCUACACAGGAACAGCGUUUUCCUCCGAUGAAAAUGUUUCCGAAAAUCCUCUCCAUUACCGCAUACUUUGGAAAAUGUUGACAUUAGGAAACUGAAACCGUAGUUCAUACGAGAAAACAAAUUAGUGUGGAUGUCGCCUAAUCCGUUUAAGUCUGAAACCUCAGUUUUCAGUUUCCUAUCGUCAUCAUUUUCCAAAGUACAUGGUUAUAAAGAGCGUUUUCAAAAGUCCCCCUUUUUUUUUUUUUUGGUGGAGGAAAACGCUGUUCCAAUGUGAAUGACAGGCGUAAAUAAAUGUUUUUAAGUGAAAACGGAUUAUUGUGGACGUGGACUUAAAGGAAUAUUCUGGGUUCAAUACAGCCUUAUGGCAUAAUGUUGAUUACCACAAAUAGAACUUUUGACUCGUCCCUCAUUUUCUUUAAAAAAAUAUAUAUAAAAUCGAGAUUACAGUGAGGCAUUUACAGUAGAAGUGAAUGGGGCCAAUACGUAAACGUUAAAACACUCACUGUUUCAUAAGUAUAGCCACAAGAUGUAAACAAUAUGUGUUAACAUGAUUUUAGUGUGAUAAAAUCACUUGCUAACCUUUUCUGUGUAAAAGUAUAUCCAGUUUUACAACUUUGUUGCCAUAACGACGUAAUGUUGUAAAUCCUAAAAACGCUGAAUUAUUAUUUUUUUCUUCCCCUAUUUGGAAUGCCCAAUUCCCAAUGCACUCUAAGUCCUCGUGGUGGCGUAGUGAUUCGCCUCAAUCUGGGUGUCGGAGGACGAAUCUCAGUUGCCUCCAAGUCUGAGACCGUCAGUCUGCGCAUCUUAUCAUGUGACUUGAGCGCGUUACCGUGGAGACGUAGCGUGUGUGGAGGCUCACGCUAUUCUCCGCGGCAUACACGCAUAACUCACCACGCGCCCCACUGAGAGCGAGAACCGCAUUAUAGUGACCACGAGGAGGUUAUCCCAUGUGACUCUACCCUCCCUAGCAACUGGGCCAAUUUGGUUGCUUAGGAGACCUAAGCACGCCCUGGAUUCGAACUCACGACUCCAGGGCUGGUAGUCGGUGUCAGUACUCACUGAGCUACCCAGGCCCCCCAAGUUUUAACAGCAAAAUUAAUGUGUGCUUUUAUAAAAUUAGAAGCUUCACAUGUCUGCCUUUAAACCCUUCAAAAACUGGCCCCAUUCACUUCCAAUGCAAGUACUGUAACCUCGAUUGUUUUUUAAUUUUUUUAAAAUUUUUUUUUAAAGAAAUAAUUUUUUGUCGUCAUCAACAUUGUCACAAAUGCUGUCAAUUGAACUUGUAUUGAACCUGGAAUAUUCCUUUAAUUGUAUCCAUGUGCCGCCACAAUCUGUGUCAGCUUUAUUUCUGCAAACAGAACAGUAAAAUGGGUGAAAAUGUUUCACGUUGCCUAACACUGUAUCUAACACUGUAAGCAAGCAUUGCGACAUGACAAAACUUGGUCAACGAAGCUGGCUACACUGUAAGGAGCCAUUGAGACCAAAUCAGUUCUUGCUCUUAAAAAAAGUUAGAUGCAGCCAAAAUAAAAAACUUUAGCUGCUUGCAGUAUAGACAGAUUUGUUGAUUUUAAUGGAAGCUAUCUAGUUUUGUCCAGUAUCAACAAGUUUAGAUUGGCGUAAGGGUUUUUUGUCUACUUUAGAUUCUGCUGUAAAGUCAUUGUCAUCCCUUGAUGUCACGGUUUAGGACAUCCUUUGUUCCUUGUUCAAGUGGACAAUUAAGUUACUACAAGCAAUAUCAGACUGAAAUGUAUUAUUUGGUCCUGUUUUGUUCAUUACUUUUUUUAUUAUUAAGGAUAGGAUUUUACAGAUGUACAGUUUUGAAGUUAAAAAGCAAGACUAUAGAAAUGUUACGUGUGCUGACUAUUAUAUUUUAAAGCAUCUUAAAGAUCUGCGAAUUUGCUGCUGUAUUUGGGGGACAAUCCCUGUUAAAGAUUACUGACUGGUCUUAAUUUCUGUGAAAUGUUUUGGGGAUUUGCUUGGUGGACUGAUGGUUAAUAUUUGAUAUGCCAAUGCUGGUGUGUUGAAGUGCUGUGCCACUGAGAAUCUCAGUGCUGUGUUUAUGCUUGUCUUAACCCUGAUUAAAGCACCAGUAGUUGAA